Molecule: messenger RNA, 2845 nt
Organism: Hibiscus syriacus
Lineage: Eukaryota; Viridiplantae; Streptophyta; Magnoliopsida; Malvales; Malvaceae
Product: beta-adaptin-like protein A
Exons: 11
Coding region: 113-1753 (546 amino acids)
Biological process (GO): vesicle-mediated transport; intracellular protein transport
Cellular component (GO): membrane coat
Molecular function (GO): clathrin binding
Source: RefSeq, a predicted model, not a curated record
AUCUCCUUAACUUCGAUCUCAAACCACGUUUUGUCCUCUUACACGGCCGAUCUGUUUGCUGCUUUGACAGUUCUUCUUUAAAAUUGGCAUCGGAAUCAGUUAGCCACCAUCCAUGGCGCCUCCGGCUCAGUCUCAACGGUCACCGUCGCCGUCUCAACCUUCCGGUAAAAGUGAAGUCUCCGAUUUGAAACUCCAGCUCCGGCAACUUGCGGGAAGCCGAGCACCGGGGGUGGACGACUCGAAGCGAGAGCUUUUCAAAAAAGUGAUCUCCUAUAUGACAAUUGGAAUCGACGUGUCCUCUCUUUUCGGCGAGAUGGUGAUGUGCUCAGCCACAUCCGACAUUGUUUUGAAGAAAAUGUGUUAUCUCUACGUCGGUAAUUAUGCCAAAGUCAACCCCGAUCUCGCUCUCUUGACCAUCAAUUUCCUCCAAAGGGAUUGCAACGACCAAGAUCCAAUGAUCCGAGGACUAGCCUUGCGGAGUUUGUGUUCAUUACGAGUCGCAAAUCUGGUGGAGUAUUUGGUGGGGCCAUUAGGUUCAGGAUUGAAAGAUAGUAAUUGUUAUGUGAGAAUGGUGGCGGUCAUUGGAGUUUUGAAGCUUUAUCAUAUCUCAGCUUCGACUUGUAUUGAUGCAGAUUUUCCUUCGAUGUUGAAGCAUUUGAUGCUCAAUGACUCAGAUACUCAAGUCGUUGCAAACUGUUUGUCUUCAUUACAAGAGAUUUGGAGUGCGGAAGCUAGCAGGUCUGAAGAGGCACCGAGGGAAAGGGAAGCUUUGAUUAGCAAGCCAGUUAUAUAUUACCUAUUGAAUCGGAUCAAGGAGUUCAGUGAAUGGGCACAGUGCCUUGUGCUUGAGUUGGUAACUAAAUAUGUGCCAUCAGACAGCAGUGAGAUUUUUGACAUUAUGAAUCUCCUUGAAGAUAGACUUCAGCAUGCAAAUGGGGCUGUUGUCUUAGCCACUGUCAAAGUGUUUUUACAGUUAACCUUGUCCAUGACUGAUGUUCACCAACAGGUGUAUGAGCGUAUAAAAGCACCACUGUUGACCCUUGUUAGUUCAGGAAGCCCAGAACAGUCAUAUGCAGUUUUAAGUCAUCUGCAUCUCUUGGUUAUGCGAGCACCUUAUGUAUUUUCCUCAGACUACAAACACUUCUAUUGUCAGUAUAAUGAACCAUCUUAUUUCAAAAGAUUGAAGCUUGAAAUGCUGACUGCAGUAGCAAAUGAGAGUAAUACCUAUGAGAUUGUUACUGAAUUAUGUGAGUAUGCUGCAAAUGUUGAUAUUCCAAUUGCCCGAGAGUCAAUAAGAGCUGUGGGUAAAAUAGCGCUGCAGCAGUAUGAUGUUAAUGCAAUUGUUGAUAGGCUUCUUCAAUUUCUUGAAAUGGAUAAAGACUACGUGACUGCUGAAGCUCUGGUGCUUGUGAAAGAUCUUCUUAGAAAAUAUCCUCAGUGGAGCCAAGAUUGCAUUGCAGUGGUUGGGAAUAUAAGCAGCAAAAAUGUACAGGAAACAAAAGCCAAAGCAGCUCUUAUAUGGAUGUUGGGGGAAUAUUCUCAGGAUAUGCAAGAUGCUCCAUAUAUUUUGGAGAGUUUAGUUGAAAACUGGGAUGAGGAGCAUUCUGCUGUGGUUCGUUCACAUCUUCUCACUGCUGUGAUGAAGUGCUUUUUUAAAAGGCCUCCUGAGAUCCAAAGUGCAUUGGGAGCUGCAUUGGCUGCAGGUGUUGCUGAUUUCCACCAGGAUGUUCAUGACAGAGCACUCUUCUACUAACGGAUUUUAUGGUAUAAUGUAUCUGUGGCUGAACGUGUGGUGAACCCUCCAAAGCAAGCUGUUUCUGUUUUUGCUGAUACUCAAAGCAGUGAAAUUAAAGAUCGGAUAUUUGAUGAAUUUAACAGUUUAUCUGUUUUAUACCAGAAGCCAUCUUACAUGUUUACAGAUAAGGAACUCAGGGGUCCACUGGAGUUUGCAGAUGAACUUGGAAAUUUAUCUAUUGGUGAAGCAGCAGAUAAUGUUGUUCCUAGUCAGAGAGUGGAAGAAAAUGACAAGGAUCUGCUUUUAACGACUGCAGAGAAAGAAGAAACUAGAGGUUCAAGUAAUAAUGGUUCUGCGUAUAAUGUUCCUUAUGACAGCUCUACAUCUGUCUUUGCAUCACAAACUCAGAUAGAAUCGGCAAUUUCAAAUCCCACCACAGCAGGCCAUUCUGAACAGGCAAGCUUCGGAAUUGAUGAUCUUCUUGGUCUUGGCAUGCCAGCAGUACCUGAUGUGCCACCUCGUCCUCCUCAAUUGAAGCUUAACACAAAUUCUACUCUAGAUCCAAGCACAUUUCAGCAGAAGUGGCGCCAAUUGCCUGUUGCUUUGUCACAGGAACUCUCGUUAAGCCCUCAAGCCGUUGCUGCGCUGACAGCUCCUCAAGCUUUACUUCGACACAUGCAAAGCCAUUCCAUCCACUGCAUAGCAUCAGGUGGCCAAUCCCCCAACUUCAAGUUUUUUUUCUUUGCGCAGAAGUACGAGGAAUCAUCUAAUUAUCUUGUCGAAUGUAUAAUCAACACAUCGUCGGCUAAAGCACAGGUGAAGAUCAAAACCGACGAUCAGAGUACAUCCCAGGCAUUCUCAACCCUUUUCGAAUCAGCCUUGUCUAAGUUUGGUACUCCAUGAACCCUAAAACUGUUCUCCAUUUAAUGUCUAUGGGUAAGGAUGUUCUCAAUGUUUUUUUUUUAUUUGAAAUUUAUUUUUGAACUUAAACCGAAAACUGAUUUUGUAGAGGAACUGUUGAACUCCGUUUUUGGUAGGUGUAGAUGUCUGAAUGUGAUCGAAAUGUACAUUUUCCCUUAAUUUCCACCCGGAUUCAGUUUUUUGAAACCU